This is a messenger RNA of Parnassius apollo (apollo), 276 nucleotides long. Lineage: Eukaryota; Metazoa; Arthropoda; Insecta; Lepidoptera; Papilionidae. The record is from the annotation of a GenBank genome assembly.
AUGGGCAAAAAUUUUGACGGCCACCAUCAAUUGUGUUUCGCCCACGGCAUACAACUUGCGGUUCUCGAUGUGCUAUAUAAGUCAAAGAACCAGUCAACGCCCAAUCCCAACCCAGAGCAACAAGAUAAAGAACUGGAUUACGACUCUGAAGAUUCUGAAGAAAACUAUGGAGGAUUUGAUAUCGAAGUACCAAGAAUUCCAGAAUCUGAAUUUCUGUACAAAGAUACUAUAAAAAAGUACGAGAUUUGGUUAAAUCUUUUAAAAAGUCACCCUUGA